AUGGCAGCUCAUUAUAAUGAACACUACCUGAGUGGAUCGCGUCCUACACGUGAAGUUUUAGACGAAGUGAAAAUUAUAACAAAUUCAGUUGGCAGUGACAUUCUCAAAGAAGUACAAUCUCUUGCCGGCUCAAUUAACACUUUGGAUAGCAGUAUACGCGAUGCUUGUUUGCCACCAGCGGGCCCCAGCUUGAUGGACGAAUUAAAUGCCCAAUCAACAAAAUCGGGUGACUCAGGUCACCGUUCCACUGCCGAAGCCACUGAAGGGUGGCGCUUUUUGGGUUCGAAGAAAGUGUGGCGCUCUGACUGGACGGAGUACGACACACGUAAUCAGCGUAGAAUUCAACAGCAAAAGAUGAAAGAUAGGGCGAUGGCACGAAGAAAAGCUAAUAAAAAGCAGUUGCAUCGGAUAUCCAGAAGCAGUUAUUAUAACUAUAACCUCAAUGACAACAACAAUAGCAACAACAAUAGCAACAAUAAUCGUAACAACAAUCGCAACAACAAUAGCAGCAAUAAUCGCAACAACAACAACAAUACGAAAUGCGGUCGUCCAACAGCUGGCAACUCUCUUCCCCGGGAUAAGGAUCUACUUGCGGCGGCAAGGGUGCAAUUCUCUAGGCCUCCGUUUGAAAAUCAGCGUGGUAUCAGAUAG
Molecule: messenger RNA, 651 nt
Organism: Topomyia yanbarensis
Lineage: Eukaryota; Metazoa; Arthropoda; Insecta; Diptera; Culicidae
Product: myb-like protein D
Exons: 3
Coding region: 1-651 (216 amino acids)
Source: RefSeq, a predicted model, not a curated record